Messenger RNA from Saprolegnia parasitica CBS 223.65, 1130 nucleotides. RefSeq lists its product as hypothetical. Bases 60 to 1130 code for a protein of 356 amino acids. Lineage: Eukaryota; Oomycota; Saprolegniomycetes; Saprolegniales; Saprolegniaceae. The transcript has 10 exons. The record is from RefSeq and is a predicted model, not a curated record.
CUCAGUAGCUUUUGGCGAGCAUCGGGACGUGGAAGCAACCGACGACGAAGCGAAAGACCAUGCUCUUUGCAACAACGAUACCAAAGCUGGUGCUUUUUGCGGCAGCUUUUGUUGGCGCCCAAGUACUGGACGUACCUGGAAAUACUGACGUGGCGCAAGUGCCCAAGGCGAUGCAUCGGCGCUUGACGCUACAGACCAAUCCUCCGAGCGACCCGUUUCUCAUGGACAAUCGAUUCCUGGGGGAUGUGUCGGUCGAGAGCCACCCGAUCUUUGGCGACGACCGUCGGCACUGGCGGCGCCCCAUCGGAGCCACGUGGAUCCCGACGGCAACCGACGCCUCGGCAUUCGUGGACCCUGGCGACGUCUUGUACAUCAACUCGCUCGAGCUUCGCUCUGUCGUGGCGGUCAAUCGCUCGGGCAUUCAGCGCGCUCUCUUCUCAGCGUCCGAAGGUGGUGCGCCGCCGAUUGCGAGUGUUAACGCGCUCGGUCUUGAAGUGCAUUCGACGGAUGACACGGCGGGAACGCACACAACCGUGCGUCUCGUGCAUUACUCGACGGCCAAUGCAUCGAGUCUGGUGCGGGUGCCCGGGACGGCCACAGUGACGCAAGGCAGCAACCUCGUGAGCACAUCUACGAACCUCGCGUCCGUUCUAUCGGCCAACAUGUACAUCCGCCUUGCUGGUGCGACUUACAUUGUGACCGCACCGCCGUCGGUGUCCUCGAUCGUUCUCGACCGUCCGUUCGCGGGUCCAUCGUACCCUGGCAUUCCGAUCUAUAUUGAAAGUCUCGGUGCCGGUAUCGAGCUCAAGGCAGUUGGUGCCGACAACGUGACAGCUGCAGCGGGUAUUGAAGCUGUGUUUGGAUCCGAUGCGCCGACGCUACGGCUCGCGACGGCGUCGUCAAACGAUACGAACGGCGGCCUCACGACGCGCGUCCACGUUUCGGUGAAAGGCGUGACUCUCGUGGGCGGCGCCAACACGAUUGCAACUGAAUUCGGAGGGCUCUCUCUAAAAGCGGCGAGCUUUGUCUCGGUCCAAGCGGGGACGGACGAUGCGAGUAGCGUUGGCGGUGACGUCGCCAUGAACGCCGGAAUCAAAACGCGGCAUCAGCGUCGGGAACUCUUUCGGUGA